UUUUUGGUCUCCGCAAAGUGUAACAUUGUGUCCGACUGAUGAUGCAGUCUAUUGUCUACGUUGUUUUUCAAAACAUUUCGUCACAAGUAUGAUGGUUAGUACCCGCGCGAACUCCAGCCCUGAUGGAACUCUGCGUGCCGCUUCUGUGGCUGGCCGUUGUCGUUCCGGAGGUCGCGAACGGCUUGGCGCACGUGGAAGCAUAUAUCAAGAGAAAUAAACAUGCUGGAAAGAAGAAGUAUAGACCUAUAUACCAUAUAUCAUCUCCCAACGGAUGGGUCAGUGAUCCAACCGGUUUUGCUUUCUUUAAAAAGCAAUAUCACAUGUUCUUCCAGUUCCAUCCGUACAACGGACACUGGGGUCACAUUCAUUGGGGGCACGCUGUCAGCAUUAACCUCGUGGACUGGACACACUUCCCCCCGGCGAUCGUGCCGAGGGAGUAUUAUGAAAUGCACGGCUGCCAAUCCGGGACAGCUCUAGUUCACAACGAUUAUCUCACUUUAUUCUACACCGGAACCGUCGUAGCAGACAACGAAACAUUUCAGACGCAAAACCUGGCGUUGAGCGGCGACGGGGUCGUAUUCCAAAAAUAUAUAUACAACCCCAUCAUAAGAGAAGCUCCGCAUGGAGUGGGCGAAUUCAGAAAUCCUAGAGUUUGGAAAUUUCGUAACACUUGGUACAUGAUGAUCGGGACGACCUCGAGAGAAGGAAACGGGAAAUUAAUACUGUACACAUCUGGUGACAUGUUUAACUGGAAGCUGGACGGCACGAUAGCGGAGUCCAUGGGGGACAUGGGAAGCAUGUGGGAAAAUCCCGAUAUGUUUUUGAUGGACGGACAACAUAUUUUGAUAUUUUCAGUGCAGGGCAUCAAAGGCGAAGGAUACAGAUUCAGAAAUCCUUACCAAACGGGUUACGUCGUUGGUAAUUUCGACUAUGUGCUCGGCCAAUUUGAAGAUUUGGAAAUAACAACGUCGACUUUCACCGAGCUCGAUUACGGACACGAUUUUUAUGCGGCGAAGACCAUGCUCUCAACAGACGGCAGAAGACUGCUGGUGGCGUGGCUCGGGAUGUGGGGAAGCGAGUUUAUCGAGUCCAAGGACGGAUGGGCUAGCAUGUUGACGAUUGUAAGAGAAUUACGUCUAUCGGAUUCAAGCCGACUCAUCAUGACGCCGGUGCGGGAAAUGGUGGAGCUGCGUGCGGAGAUCCUAGAGGAUGCGUGGUACGGACCCGGAGAAAUGUUCAUCGCUGGGACGAAAUCUUUCGAAUUAAUAGUGAAUUCGAGUGCGAUAGUUUCGUAUGUCGGGCUUGUUUUUGAGUGGGGGAUAGACGGCAGGUUGUCGAUUGGGUACCACGCGGACCAUGCGCACGUGAGCUUAGAUCGCGGUGGUCCGGACGGGCUGCGCAUCGCGGAGUGGGCGCCCAACGGCUACAUACACUGGCGGAUCUUUAUCGACAGCAGCUCCGUCGAGUUGUUCUGCGGCGAGGGGGACGUCGUCUUCACGAGCCGCAUCUACCCAAAAAAGGACAUCCGAGUGCGAGUGUCGGGUGACACACAACUCCACAUCUUACAGUACCGGCUGCGGCGAAGCAUCGGACACAACAACAAGAGGCCCACCAAAGGCAGGAAGAGAACAAGGAUAUCCAACAAGUUUAAAAUAGAUCUGACUGAUUGAGGAAA
Molecule: messenger RNA, 1675 nt
Organism: Papilio machaon (common yellow swallowtail)
Lineage: Eukaryota; Metazoa; Arthropoda; Insecta; Lepidoptera; Papilionidae
Product: raffinose invertase
Exons: 1
Coding region: 123-1670 (515 amino acids)
Biological process (GO): carbohydrate metabolic process
Cellular component (GO): cytoplasm
Molecular function (GO): beta-fructofuranosidase activity
Source: RefSeq, a predicted model, not a curated record